AUACAACGACAGGCGGCAACAGCAAAGGAGACGGAUGGUAGCAGAUUUUCAUCCCAGCUCGCUGAAAUUGGAACAUUUUACUCCAACCAACACACCCGCAACGCGACGUACGUACGAGACGUGUACAAACAUCAUCAUCAUCACCACUACCAACGCACCGAGUUCUGUCAAAGUCAGUCGUUUUGUUAUGUUUAUUCGGUGUCUGACGGAAUAAUUUUUAAAUCGUCGCAAUUUGGAAAUUUUGGAUCCGUUUUUCCCGUGGAAAGUGCAGUGUUUGUGAAUUAGUGGUAUCAGUGAUGAUAGUUAGGGUGAUUUGUGCCAAAAACUUUCUAAUAUCUGAGUAAUAAUCAUUCUCUUCACGAGAAUAAGAAAAAUAUUUAUUAAAAAAAAAUAAAAAGUGUUUCUCCCCUUUUUGAUUAAAUUCUAAUAAGAAAACAGAAUAAAAAGUGCAAAAUGGAUCCAAAUCGUGAUUCGCGCUACAACCUCAACUACAGCAUGAUGAUGAGUGACGGCCAAGAAAUUUACGGCAAUCCAAAUGUCACACUUGCUCGCCCGCCCAGCGGUUUAGGCCAAGUAAUGUCGCGCGGCGGCGGCGGUGGCAACGGAGGUCAGAUAAUGCCAAAUUCGCAAUGCGCCGGAAAUCGCGGCAUUAAACGUGGCGCAAGCCAGGACUGCUACGACGAUCGUGGCAUGGCACCGCAGAAUAUGGGCGGUGGCGGCGGCGGACUCGAUUGCGGCACAAAUAACGUGCAAGAUGUCGUCAACGAGACAAAUUAUACCUCACUGCAACCAAAGUCGGAAAAGUCGCCGCCAAGCAAUGGCAAGAAAACGAAAGGUCGUGUCAAGAUUAAAAUGGAAUACAUAGACAAUAAGUUGCGACGCUACACGACAUUUUCGAAGCGCAAAACGGGAAUUAUGAAAAAGGCCUAUGAACUCUCAACGCUAACCGGUACCCAGGUGAUGCUUUUGGUUGCCUCCGAAACCGGUCACGUGUACACAUUCGCGACGCGUAAGCUACAACCAAUGAUAACGUCAGAGGCUGGCAAGGCGCUGAUACAAACGUGCCUAAAUUCGCCGGAUCCGCCAAAUGGUGCGGUGGGCGAUCAGCGCAUGUCUGCCACCGGUUUCGAAGAGACCGAACUCAGUUAUAACAUAGCCGACGAGGAUUCUAAAGAUGAACGAUCUGGUGACUCAUCAGGUGCCGAAUCCGACGAUUCGUCAGGAGCAGAUUCGCCCGGUCCCGCAUCUCUUGGUCCUUCGCAACUGACGCAAAGUAAUUUGCACAGCUUUAAUGGAAGUAACAACUUUGUUUCGUCCUCCUCGUCUAACAUGCCAAGUUUAUCGAUGCCUUCGUUGCAAGUAACGACAUCAGCGGCGGCGGCGGCGACAGGCUCUUCUUCGUCAGCAACGCAAAAAAUGGAUGCAACCACAAUUAAAAUACCGACGCUUACGGCAACACCAACAUUAUCGGGCAAUGGAGUUAUUUAUCCGGCGGCUGCGUUGGCAAACUUACCACAGGAUGUUCUGGUUCAACUUGUGCAAUCGGGUCAGCUGCAAGUUCAUACGGAUGCCGACAGUGGCAAUCAGUACAUCACAAUUCCGAUUCCGUUGCAUCAAGCGAGCAGCGGAUCUCCCUCUACCUCGUCGAAAAAUGUCAAAAGUAUGAAUGGUGACUCGCCCAUGCUAAUGAAAGAUAUCAACGUCAAAACGGAGAUUAACAAUGAUUAGUGUAUGAUACUUUUUGUGUUUUCUUUUAAAAUAUUCUUUUUAUUGCUCUAAUGAAUGUCUUUUUGUUUCCUGAAAGAAAAAGAAGAAGAAAAAAACAUGAAAAUCAUAAAAUUACAGUACAACUUCAUUUUUAACGUAAUUUUUUUUUAUAAUAAAUAUAAAUUUUUUUGUUUGUUUGCCAAAUUUGUAUCUCUUUUGUCUUAAAAAUAUUUUAGUUUAGCUUAAAAAAAAACUUUUGUUAGUUCUACUUAAACAACACUAACAAUCAAAAACUUUGUUAAUUAUUAUAACUACGACGACGAGUUUUAGUGAUUUAAUUCGGCCUACAUAGUUUUUCUACAUAAUUUUCUCAUUGUAUAGUGAAUCAAAAGUGGUUUGGUGCGAAAAAUGCAUUCAACAUACACAUUGAAGAAAGUAAAAACUCAUUAGCAUUAAUUAUACCGCACUAUUCCCGAAGCAUGCAGCGAGCGGGUGGUGUACCUUCUGUUGUGCAAGCAACAAACAAAACUUUAAUUAUAAUACAUUGGGAAAAAGUUUCGUCCCGUUUUAUCACUUUUGCCACAUACAUCUUCGUUAAAACGCUUUAUACAUCGAGAAAGUUGCUUGAAAUUUUAUUUUUUUACUCAAAUUUAAUUUUUUGUUUGUCUUUGCCGUAACAUGCAAGUUUUAACAAGUUCAAGAAUAAUAAAAUAUAAAACAAUGCCGACUGUCACAAUAAAUUUUGCGGGAAGGAAGAUAUAAAAUUGGUUUUACGCUUCAAAUUAUUUCUUUUUAAAAUCUUUUUUAUUCUCGUUUUAUUUGC
This is a messenger RNA of Culicoides brevitarsis, 2530 nucleotides long. RefSeq names its product serum response factor homolog (gene bs). NCBI's taxonomy places the organism in Eukaryota, Metazoa, Arthropoda, Insecta, Diptera, Ceratopogonidae. Gene Ontology annotation, molecular function: protein dimerization activity; RNA polymerase II cis-regulatory region sequence-specific DNA binding; DNA-binding transcription factor activity, RNA polymerase II-specific. The transcript is spliced from 4 exons. The record is from RefSeq and is a predicted model, not a curated record. Gene Ontology annotation, biological process: positive regulation of transcription by RNA polymerase II. The coding region runs from base 454 to 1728 and encodes 424 amino acids.